Messenger RNA from Camelina sativa (false flax), 1167 nucleotides. Lineage: Eukaryota; Viridiplantae; Streptophyta; Magnoliopsida; Brassicales; Brassicaceae. The record is from RefSeq and is a predicted model, not a curated record.
AGAGAGCAGGACAGACAAACCCUUAUAGUCGGGGAUUGUCGUGUCCGUUCAACAAAAGUCUCCAGAAACCGGCGAACUGUGAGAACAGCUCCGGUGAAGUCGAUUUGGGAGUAGAAGACGAGUGUUCAGUUCAGCGAGAUCGGAAAGAUGUAUGAUGUGAUGUUGGAUGAGGCGAACUUGUGGCAUCACGAACACGAACAGGUUGAACCACCUCUCCGUAAGCGGAAGAUCGAAGAAGCUCCUCCACCUUCACCUGUCGAAGACGUUUAUUUCUCCGACGAAGAAGAUCCUGAGGAACAAGAAAAGUAUCGUCUUCAAGUUGUUGAGUCUUGUGGAUUUGAUGUUGAUUUCUGCAACCAUACGUAUAAUGGGAUAAUGCCGGGUGGAUGUAGUCCCUAUGACAAACUCUUUGCAAAGGCUGGACUCCAUUGUUACAAUCUUGAAAAGGGAAAGAAGUUAGAAUUCAAGAGUCUAGUCAAAGUUAACUCAGAAAUCGGUUCACUUUACAAUUCUUACUCAACCUCUGAGGUGAUGGAUCCUAUCAACAACUCAAUUCACACUUUCCAAACUUUAGUGCCAGGUACUCGUCACAAAAAUAUGCAGGAUCAAGCCUCAAGUGCCAGGCAUGGGAGAUGCCACUUGCUUUUGGGACUUGGAUGCUAUAUAUGACUUCUAUAAAGGUGAUAUGCCAGAUUGGCCACCGAAUGAUGAUAAGUUACAGUUCUAUGAGGUGAAUGAAUUAGAGUUGCGAGACAAUGAAUGGCUUCAUCUAUACGCCGAAGUUGCAUUGUUCUCCGAGUGGGCCGAUGACCUGAGUUCUUACAUGCCAUUUGAGAUGAAGAAAGUAGUGGUACAAACAACAGGAGAUGUAGAGUCGAGUAUGAAGCUCAAGUCGAGUAAUGCGAUCUUCUAUAUGAGCUUCAAGAUUCGUGGAGGUCGCGAGUGCAGUGGCAUAGUAAGAAGAACAAGUGAUGGAAAAACAGGACAUAUGUGCCUUGAAGCUAGAUGCUGGAUCGACAAGUAAUGACACUAGCUAGUAAUCUGAUAUUUUGUGGUCUUUUUUUUUGUUGUUUAUGUAUUGAUCUUAUGGUAAUAGUAAUUGUGCACCCAAAUUUUUACCUUACAAAAUUUUCAGGUUGUAAUUAUGGAAAAUUUAUGUUAGAUGCA